Molecule: messenger RNA, 714 nt
Organism: Cavenderia fasciculata
Lineage: Eukaryota; Evosea; Eumycetozoa; Acytosteliales; Cavenderiaceae
Gene: uprt
Product: uracil phosphoribosyltransferase
Exons: 4
Coding region: 1-714 (237 amino acids)
Source: RefSeq, a predicted model, not a curated record
AUGUCAUCGUCAACAACAUCAACAUCAACACCACAAAAAGAGAUUGUAGUUUUAAAGAGCAAUCAUCAAGUUAAAGGAUUAUUCACAUUGAUCAGAGACAGAGAGACCAAACGUGAAGAUUUCAUCUUUUACUCUGAUCGUUUGAUUAGAUUGUUGAUUGAAGAGGGUCUCAACUGUUUGCCAUUCAGCGAAACCAAUGUCACCACUCCAACCGGUGCUACUUACAAUGGUGUAUCAUUUGCCUCAAAGAUCUGUGGUGUAUCGAUCGUUCGUGCCGGUGAAUCAAUGGAAGCUGGUCUUCGUGCCGUUUGCAAGCAAAUCAAAAUUGGAAAGAUCUUGAUUCAAAGAGACGAAGAAACUGCCAGACCAAAAGUAACCUAUCCUAGAAAUCAAAUAUAUAUAUCUAAAGAAGAAGAAGAAGACAAGUUACCAGCUGAUAUUGCCAAUAGACAUGUAUUAUUACUUGACCCAAUGCUUGCAACUGGUGGUACCGUUGCACAAGCCGUCGAGGUGUUGUUGGAAAGAGGUGUCAAGGAGGAAAACAUUAUUUUCAUCAAUUUGGUUGCUGCUCCAGAAGGUAUCCGUUUCUUUACCGCUAAAUUCCCAAAGGUAUCCAUUGUCACUGGAGAAAUUGACUCUAAUCUCAAUGACAAGAAAUAUAUUAUCCCAGGUAUUGGUGAUUUUGGUGAUAGAUACUUUGGAACUGAACAUUAA